AUACCUGGAAUACUUUUAAUACGAAGGUUACAGAUUCAUUACAAUACGUCAACCCCAAGUGAAAGAAACAUAGCUGGACAGAAAAUGAACGAUUCAGUAGGCUUUCUUGCAACCGUUCUAACUCAAUCUUUACUAAUAUCCUCCUUGGUACAACCGAACACCAAUUUCACCAAUUAUGGCCAAUACCAACCGCAGCAGCCAAUCAUCGCUCUCCAAGAUCCUAUAAGAGACCCGUGGUCGAGAAUCAAUGACAAAGGAGUCAGAGUGCCGGUGGCAAUAGGAGCUUCGCAGCACGCCAAUGGCCAAGCUGCAAUGGAGAACUUCGGCCCUUUCGACUAUCGAGACGGCGAAACAAGACGAGUUAUUCAUGUACUCAAUAGCUCAUCUGCCAAGCUCGUACUCCGCCCAGUUCCACGUUUGCGUCCUGCUUAUCGAUACGCAGUUGCCAACAAUAAUAACCAGCUUCCCACUAUCUCCAACCAGCUUCCUUAUGAUCUAGUCAGCGAUCUGGGAAAUGACUCUGCAGGUCUGCCUGUGAACAGUGGUACGAACGACUCUAUUCGCAACCCUGCCAACCAUUCUACAGCACUUUCAGGGGACAAUGACAUGAACGACUUAGACCGUUACUCGGAAAUCGAUUCUACAGCACUCCUGACGAAUAACGCAGCGACUGAUUCCAAUAUAGUUGCUGCAGCAAGUUACAUGACCCCCCAGCCCUCUUGGGAUGGUGUCUCAAAUGACAUCCUAAGAGUCCCUAUCGCUGCGACAACGGCUACUCAAGACACCCAACCAAGCUUAAUGGUCGGCAGAGUUGAGUUGCCCUUAAUUGAGGGUCCGGUGGCCGUAAUUCCGGGCAAGCCCAAGCGCCGUAAAUCAUGCUCAUUCUCGGAGUCAGUCCUCGUUCGCGAUCUCAUCACUGGAAGAGAAAGAAAACGAAUAUCGACGGACGAUUUUCCCGACUGUGUGAGAACAAAGUAUAGAAGCCGAUGGAGAAUCCUUAUGUCGAUGGAUAAAAAGGAACGAGGCACAAUAGUCGGAUACGAAAGCGGUGAUAGCGAUCUGGACUUCAGCGAAUGGGAAGAGGCUAAAGAGAAGAGAACCAAGAGGACCACCAAGAAGAGAAAGCUUUCUCGUCGUUGAGACUUGCCAACAUCAAGGAUCCACCUCUUACACCGUCGACCCUAAGAAGUCACGUAAAAUUGGAAGGAGGGGAUAAUUUGAACGCUUAGAAGAGAAAUGUUAAGGAGAAUAAUUUGGGAUCAUUGUGUUGACUUUUGCACCUGGAGUUGAGGAGGAUUGAGUUGCAUAGCGCUGGUGUUUCGGGGCGAUAUCCAGCAAGAAUGGGGUCUUUUGUACAGAUGUCCAAUUACA
This is a messenger RNA of Hyaloscypha bicolor E, 1371 nucleotides long. RefSeq lists its product as uncharacterized. The transcript has a single exon. The record is from RefSeq and is a predicted model, not a curated record. The coding region runs from base 85 to 1140 and encodes 351 amino acids. NCBI's taxonomy places the organism in Eukaryota, Fungi, Ascomycota, Leotiomycetes, Helotiales, Hyaloscyphaceae.